AGGUAUCAUCUUAGAAAGAGCCAAUACGCACUUCUUUAGACUUCUUGCGUGAAAAUCACACUUUGCUACUUUAACGGGAAAUUUUAACGUCAACCCAUUGGCCAAUUGGCAUAAAUUUGGAUUGCCAUUAUUUUGCCUUGGUUUGAGAAAUUAAAGCUAGAUGACUGUUAGCAGUGUAAAUGGUACUUGGAACGCUUGGCAGGAAGAAUGCUUGAGGUUCUUAAACUGCUCUAACAAAUGAUUCCUGAUUUAGGAAAAGUUGGCCAUCCAUAUGUAACUAAUAUGAUGAUCUUUUGCCAAUGUAAGGUGCUAUAUAAGCGUCAUCUAUUCCGCUUUGAGGAGAUAGAAUUCCAUCUUUUUGCUACUUGAGCUUUAAUUGCCGCAACUCCUGCUAUCACUCAACCUCCGAAUGGCUCUAGAAAAUGUCAAGUUGGGUCUAGCCAUGGUUCUUGUGACCAUGAUUUGUGAUAAAGCCACAGCCCAGUCUGGUUGCACCAGCGUGCUCUUGGGUUUAGCCCCUUGUUUAAACUACAUUAGUGGAAAUUCGAUGACCCCAACAUCAUCUUGCUGCUCUCAGCUUUCUAGCGUAGUUCAAUCACAGCCACAGUGUCUUUGCUCAGCGCUCAAUGGGGGAGGCUCAUCAUUGGGUAUUACCAUCAAUCAGACUCGAGCUCUGUCACUCCCCGGAGCUUGCAAUGUACAGACACCACCAGUUAGCAGGUGUAACGCUGCCAAUAGUCCAGCAGCUCCCCCAUUGAGCUCUGGGUUAAGUCCUCCACCUGAUAGUUCAGAUGAGACACCUGAUACUCCAGCCACAUCAUCAAUGCCAAGCAUUCCUUCAGGAACUGGGUCUAAAACAGUCCCUACAACAGAAGUCCGCACUUCUAAUGCAAGUAUCCUGAAAAUGCCGCUUGCUCUCACUCUCUUCACCACGUUCAUUGCUUCAUCCAUUUCGCUUAUCACCUUUGGUUGAGCAUUCAUGAAUACUAGGAGCCUCUUUACCUACCACAUAUCAGGCAGUAGUUGUUCCCACUUAUUGCUGUUCAGGGUUGUAUUCCUGCUUUGUGAUGUAUGCUUAAUGAA
Messenger RNA from Durio zibethinus, 1083 nucleotides. Its product is annotated as non-specific lipid transfer protein GPI-anchored 5-like. Lineage: Eukaryota; Viridiplantae; Streptophyta; Magnoliopsida; Malvales; Malvaceae. Gene Ontology annotation, molecular function: lipid binding. Gene Ontology annotation, biological process: lipid transport. The record is from RefSeq and is a predicted model, not a curated record.